This is a messenger RNA of Lodderomyces beijingensis, 2220 nucleotides long. The record is from the annotation of a GenBank genome assembly. Lineage: Eukaryota; Fungi; Ascomycota; Pichiomycetes; Serinales; Debaryomycetaceae.
AUGAGGUUGCUACAUUUAAUCUGGCUACUAGGAUACUUGGGAUCGACGAUUUUCGCCCAGGAGCAUUCAGCUGCAAAACUCAACCGACGAGAAGAAGAUCAAAAAGAACAAGAACAAGAACAAGAAAAAGAAAAAGAACAGGUACCACCACCUGCAGGAGAGAUUGAGCUCCCGCCAUCGUUAUCAACGCAAGAGUUUGACAAACUCACCUCACGGAAGCUAGUGCUCGUGGAAUUUUACUCGCCAUAUUGCCACCAUUGUAAAGAUUUUUUCCCCAAAUGGAAGGAAGCCUACUUGGAAAUCAAAACCAAGUUUCCCCAGCACAGCGAAGUGAUCGACAUGAGACAGGUCAACUGUGUCGAGAAUGGAGACUUGUGCGAGCGGGAAAUGAUUGACGCCUACCCCAUGAUGUUGCUCUAUGCACCAGUGGUGGACUCCACGGGACAACCCGUGGCUGGAAAAUCCAAGAAUAUCGAUGCCUUCCCGCGAAAUUUGGCCAAGACUGCCGAUAACGUGGUCAAGUAUGUUCAAGAGAGUGUUGCUGAGUACGGCGAGGGCACCAUGGCCAGCAGUUCCAAGAUGUUGAGUUUGGACGAUAUGUUCAAGGCCAUUAGCGGUGAGAUUGACCGGCCCAUGUUUGUAUCUUUCUGGCAAGCCACCAGAGACCAAUGGGAUAGCGUCGACUUGGGAGGCAAGAUGGUGAAAUUUUCAGGCGCAUGUGUUGAGUGUUUGCGCCAUAAACAGACUUGGGACCGGUUGAGCAACAAGAUUAUCGCUGUUGCUGAUUCGGGUCAUGUUAUGUGCCAGGAUAACCCCGAGCUAUGCAAGAGAUUACAGUUGGAUCUGUUUUUAAAUGGGCAGGCGACACAACCACAGUAUAUCAUGUUCUUGCCCAAGGAUAGAAAGACUGUUCGGUUCGACUAUGACGGCGUCGCCGAGGUCUCCAAGAUGAAAUGGUGGGUUUACAAGUUGUUUGAAAAUAGCGCUUACGAAGUCGUAUCUGCGCGAAGUGUCACUGAGGUGAUGGAGUAUAGUAAACUGUUGCGGCACGAGCCGAUUGCCCAGUAUUACCCGCUCAAGAGUAAAAUAACCGUGUUGUUUUAUUAUGACGUCAAUACUGUUGUGCCCGAGGACGAGGUGAUUUUGCCCUAUAUGCUCCGCACAUUGCAAGCAUCGCCGUUUAAUGUUCAGUUGUAUAAAGCCAAGCACAAGAAAAUCGAGGAGAAUGUUCAAACCAUGGGGAAUAGCUUGAUUGAGUUUAUCAACUAUGAUGGAAACGACGACAAGUAUGAAUUGGACAAGGCGCUCCAGAUUGCUACGACUAUAACUGAAAUACCCACAAUCUACGUUUUCAAGGACAACUGCCUAAUCCCCGAGAUAUACCAAAACUUUGCCGUGGAGGAUAUGAGACAAUACGACAAGAUUGAAAAAUGGUUGCAAAGAGUACAGUUUCCCUUUUAUGGCGAAUUGAAACCGGAGUUGGUAUCAACAUAUUUCCCGCUGGUGGAUUCACUGCUCAUCAUACCGAAAAAAUCCAAGGUUGUCAUUGUGUUUGUUGACUUGGAAAACCAAAAGCAAACAGAUGAGCAGUUGUACAAGCUCUCGUUGGUGGCUCACGAAUACAACUAUAUCAAAAGGCGACACCAGUUCCAACAAAUCGUCGAGGCGCGAAACGCCAAGCAUGAAAAAGUUGAAAAGUUGAAAGCAGCAAAUGCAGACAAGGACGAAAUUUUGCAAAUGAUGAGACAAAAAGUGCCACAUCCAUGGGACGAGGACGAUGCCAUAUUCACCUUCUUGGACAAGUCCAAAUCCCACCAGUUUAGAGGCCUCAAGAAUUGGAAAAUCAACCCCAAAAACUACGAAGUUGGGGACGUUGUGGUUGUGUCUCGUGACCAUCGAUAUUUCUGGAACACCAACGCUGACGACGGCGCAAGGCUACGCAACGAGCCUAAGCAGGUCAAACGUGUAUUGGUUUCACUACUCAACGAAGACGGGAACAUCGAACGUGGACUCGUGGGAAGUCCCUAUUCCGGCGCGUUGAGUUUUAUGAAUCUUGUCCACGAGUAUGGGAUCUUUGGGUACAUUGCCGUGCUUGUUGCUGGUUAUUUCGUUGCUGGGUUUAUUGUUAGAGUUGUCAAGAGACGGAGGUAUAGAUCGCAGGGGAUUAUCGGCGUUAAUAAUGGCAAUAACAACCAGAGUUUUUUGCCCAAGAAAGAUUGA